Molecule: messenger RNA, 1194 nt
Organism: Entrophospora sp. SA101
Lineage: Eukaryota; Fungi; Glomeromycota; Glomeromycetes; Entrophosporales; Entrophosporaceae
Source: the annotation of a GenBank genome assembly
AUGUAUAGUAAUAAAUACUCUGCACCAACUUCACCCACUCUUUCAGCAAGGACUUCAAGUUCUAUCACUCAUUCAAUUAGAACAGCCGAACCAAUUUCCAAUCCAAGCGUCAUUCUUACUCGUACUGAUAUACGCUCUUCGAUUGAAGCUUACGAACAACUUUUAGCAGCUGCCAAAAUAUAUAGGAAUCAAUUGAUGGCUCUUGCACAAGCUACAGCUAAUUUUGGUCAAUCCUUGGAAAGAAUUGCUCAUUGUAAAGGAGCUUUGGAAAGUGGUUCUAGUUUUCAAGCUGCUGCUGGUUUACAUUACCUUACAUCAAAUCAUCAACAACUUUUGAGCGAUGCACUUUACAAAAAUUUUGAAAUCCCACUAUUGGAAAAUCUUGAUGUGCAUAAAUCAACUGUAUUUGCAAGCGAGGAAAAUUAUGAUAAAUCAUUAGCAGAGAUGAGUAAAAAAAUUAAAGAAACAGAAGCAGAAAAUUUACGAAUUGGUCGUAAACGUCAAAGAGAUCUUACACAAUUUCGCCAUGCUUUACAAGAUUUGACUAGACAAGUGGAAGAUUUAGACCGAUUAAAAGCUGAAUAUCACAGACAAACAUUAGAAAAUGAACAAAAUAAUCUUAAAUAUAUUCUUUCAAAAGUCUCAACAGUUGUUAAAGCUGAAGUAGAUAUUUUUGAUAGAAUAUCUAGUAAAGGUUUAGCAGAUCCUUUGUUAGAAGCUAUGACAACACAAAGCCCCGAUCCUUUUUGUACGUACCAAACAGCAGAUCAGUUUUCUGAAAUAUUUAGCAUUCUUCCGCCAGUUCCAAUUAUCAAUAAUACUGUUGACAUUUCGAGUACAACUACAUCAAUAUUAAAUGAUUUUUCAAAUGAUGGUUUUCAAACUCACAGUAGCAAGAAUAGUUCCCAAAAGGAAGCUAUUGAUGAAGAAGAUGGCGAUAGUGAUGAAGCUCAAGGAAUCUUUAAAGGCGUUAUUUCUUCACAUUAUCUUCAGUCUCAAAAAAUUUUCUCUGAUGUUAACAGUAAUAAUAUUGACAAUAAUAUUAAACAAUCAUCCAUCAACUCUGUUAUAUCCCCGUUUGAUCAACACUUUAACAAGUCAAAUAAAAGUGUAGCGAACAUUCCAAAUGAUGCUGAUAUAUUAAAUAAUAAAGAGUUUAAAUUUGAAGAUGGUGUGAUCGAAAAUUCGUCAUAA